Messenger RNA from Aplysia californica (California sea hare), 1155 nucleotides. Its product is annotated as leucine-rich repeat neuronal protein 2-like. The record is from RefSeq and is a predicted model, not a curated record. The transcript is spliced from 4 exons. Gene Ontology annotation, cellular component: extracellular matrix. Gene Ontology annotation, molecular function: protein binding. The coding region runs from base 1 to 1155 and encodes 384 amino acids. NCBI's taxonomy places the organism in Eukaryota, Metazoa, Mollusca, Gastropoda, Aplysiida, Aplysiidae.
AUGGCCAUCCAUAGUCAUAGAGGAGAUAAUUCGAGUCUCGGCGGCGGGGGGAACGCCUGCCCUGGGGAUGUGCCGGCGACGGUGAGGGACCUCACGCUGGUGCAGUCGUCGUGCGGGGCGGCCCUCGGUUACCGGGAGAUGAGGAGACUGACGGAGUUGGUGAACCUCAACCUGUACAUGUGUGGAUACACCACCAUCUCCAGGACGGCUUUCAGGUACAACGCGAACCUGACCCGGCUGACCAUCCGGGAUUCGUCCCUGACCAGUAUAGCCACAACCGCCUUCCAAGGGGCGGCCGGGAUCACGCACCUCGACCUGACCAACAAUCAGCUGACUACCAACGACCUGAAAGAUCCUUCUAGACCGUCCUCAAACCCCAAACUAUCCCCGCUCGUCUCCCUCCGCACGCUAACCCUCGACCACAACAACAUCGGCCUCGUCAGACCCGGGAUGCUGGACGGGUUGUCGAGCCUCGCAUCCUUCUCAGUGAACCACAACGGGCUGCUUCGGUUCGAAUCCGGUUCUCUAUCCGGAUUAACGAACCUCGAGGCGGUCAGCGCUACUUCCAACUCGGUUCGCUCUCUGGACAAGAGUGUAUUCGCGGGACUUCCCAGUCUGAAACGCGUGGACUUCUCGGGGAACUCGAUCGCUUCUGUUGACCCAGAUGCUUUCAAAGACACGGCGCUCCUCGAAGAAUUCCGACUGGCAGACAAUCGAAUUACGUCAUUUCCCGGAGAAACACUUCGGAGAAAAGAGCCGGCUCCACUUCGGUCCCCCGUGUCCCUACAGCAGGUCGACCUGUCCAACAACAGAAUAACUGCCCUCGUAGCAGGAGACAUGGCGGCACCACCGAAACACUCAAACUCUAACGCUACCGACACCGACACCGACGACGACACCGUCAUCAUCGCCGCCGUCACCGUCUCGGCAGUCGUCUGUCUCCUCACCGCCCUUGCCCUCGUCACGGUUGUGGCCACAGCCAAACGGACCCGGGUCUCGCCACACGUCACGACAUCUGACGUCACGCAAGGCGAGGAGGAAAACCCCGCGGAGAAUCAAAAUGUCUACAACAAGUACAAGACACCAAGGCCGACAACCGCCAGUGGGGUACAGCUCACACUGGGUCUACCCAUGAACGCCAGGUUUAAGGCAUGA